Penicillium verrucosum is the source of this 771-nucleotide messenger RNA. RefSeq names its product putative G-patch domain protein. NCBI's taxonomy places the organism in Eukaryota, Fungi, Ascomycota, Eurotiomycetes, Eurotiales, Aspergillaceae. The coding region runs from base 1 to 771 and encodes 256 amino acids. Gene Ontology annotation, molecular function: nucleic acid binding. The transcript has a single exon. The record is from RefSeq and is a predicted model, not a curated record.
AUGACCUCUGAGGACGAAGAUUAUUUCCUCCCACCGGAGCAACAACGCCCCUUCAGCUCCGGCAUCCGGCGAAAACCCGUUCAGUUCGUGCGCUCCUCCAAUCUAGACACAACAACAGCCCCAACUCCCUCCUCUUCCUCCGGCACCAGCAUCGCAGACACAUAUCUUUCUAUUGUGAUGGGCCAACCAGCCGCAAGUACAUCACCGAGUACACCAACCCAGCGCGCACCCUCACCACCAAUCCGCACACACUCCGCGCCACCAACUCGAGACAUAACCCCCCCGCCUCCACCUACAGGGCCCGCGCCCGCAACUACAGAAUACUGCGAAGUGUGCCACGUACCUGUCCCCAAAGCCACAGCAAAUACAACAGACAAAAAGCCACUUCCCCACGAAGCCUCACUCGUGCACCAGUUCUGUCUCGCUCACUCACACCCGCCAUCGCACCUCGACCGCACACGCUCAGGUUUCCGAUACCUCUCUACCUACGGCUGGGAUCCUGAUAGCAGACUUGGGCUUGGCGCAUCGGGCCGUGAGGGGAUCCGCGAACCUAUCAAACCCCAUGCCAAGCAUGGUACGGCUGGACUGGGGACUGGGCUUGAUCGGGAUGGAGAUCCGUUGCCGCCUAGACCUGCGCCGGUGAAGGCGCAGAAGCUUAAUGCUAAGCAGGUGCGGAAUAAGAUUGCGGAGGAUAAGAAAAAGGCGGAGAAGAUGAGGAAGGCUUUUUAUCAAAAUGAUGAGGUUUUGAAGUAUCUCGGGAAGGGGGCUUAG